AUGACAAGUUUCGGCACCAACUACAACUCCACCAUCUUGGAGAAUCCACCAUGGUUGGAUACUGGCGACAACGCGUGGCAGCUUACUGCCGCAUCGCUCGUCGGCCUCCAAUCCAUCCCGGGUCUGACCGUGCUCUACGCCGGACUCGUCAAGCGGAAAUGGGUCAUCAACAGCAUGUUCAUGACCUUCUACGCCUUCGCCAUGGUCCUGCUGUGCUGGUCCAUCUGGGCAUAUAACGUCGGCUUCGGCCAGUACAUGCUGCCGUUUGCCGGGAAGCCGGGUCCACUCUUGACCAUCGGCGAACUCAUCAGACAAUCCGAUCUGCCCAGCACGGCGAGCCCUGGCCCGCUGUCCACCCAGGACUUCCCCAAGGCGACAAUGGCUUACUUCCAGUUCGUCUUCGCCGCCAUCACCCUCGUCCUCAUCGCCGGCGGCUACCUGGGCCGCAUGAACUUCACCGCCUGGAUGGUCUUUGUCCCGCUCUGGCUCACCUUCAGCUACUGCGUCGGCGCAUACAGUUUGUGGGGUGGCGGAUACUUGUUCAAGCUGGGUGUCAUCGACUACUCUGGUGGUUAUGUCAUUCACCUGAGUUCCGGCACUGCGGCCUUCACCGGCGCAUAUUGGAUAGGGCCCCGAUUGAAGCAAGACCGACAGAACUUCCAACCAAGCAACAUCCCGUUAAUGAUGGUCGGCGCUGGUAUCGUCUGGAUCGGCUGGAACGGUUUCAAUGGUGGUGACCCAUACUCUGCGUCCCCCGACGCCGGCGUCGCCGUGUUCAACACCAACCUCUGCACCGCCACCUCCCUCCUAACCUGGAUGUGCAUGGAUCUCAUCUUCUACAAGAAGCCCUCCCUCAUCGGGGCCGUGAACGGGAUGAUCACCGGCCUCGUCGCGAUCACACCCGCCGCCGGUGUCAUCGCAGGCUGGGGCGCGAUCAUUAUGGGCGUCUGCUCCGGCACCGUCCCCUGGCUCAGCAUGAACAUCGCCGGCAAGAGAAUGCGCCUCUUCACGCACCACGUCGACGACACCCUCGGCAUCACGCACACGCACAUGGUCGCCGGGGCGCUCGGCGGCUUCCUCGUCGGCAUCUUCGCCACCCCCGAGGGCUCCGAAGCCUUCGGGCUGGCGAAUUACGGCGGCGCCAUCACGGGCAACGGCAAACAAGUCUGGCUCCAAAUCGUCGGCGCGCUGUUCAUCAUCGGCUGGAACCUCGUGUGGACGUCGCUCAUCCUCCUCUUCAUCAAAUACGUGCUGCGCAUUCCGCUGCGCUACUCCGACGAGCUGCUGUUGAUUGGCGACGACGCGCUGCACGGCGAGGACGCGUACUGCUUCUACGACAACGUGGACGGCCUGGAGCCCAGUCCGAGCGCGCACCUCCGCGCUUUGGACUUGGAGAAGCAUAGUAUGCCCGGCCUCGGGCAUGUGCGCACCGGACAUCUGGGUCGGAAAGACGACGUUUUGGAGGGCAUUGUGCCCGCGGAAGGCAGUGCGAGUGGUAGUGGGGGUGGCGAUGUCACGCCGCCUGUGCAGAAGACGGGGGACGGGAUGGAUAUCAAGUCUGACUAG
Messenger RNA from Neohortaea acidophila, 1566 nucleotides. Its product is annotated as amt family ammonium transporter. Bases 1 to 1566 code for a protein of 521 amino acids. The record is from RefSeq and is a predicted model, not a curated record. Gene Ontology annotation, cellular component: plasma membrane. Lineage: Eukaryota; Fungi; Ascomycota; Dothideomycetes; Mycosphaerellales; Teratosphaeriaceae. Gene Ontology annotation, biological process: ammonium transmembrane transport. The transcript has 2 exons. Gene Ontology annotation, molecular function: ammonium channel activity.